Molecule: messenger RNA, 2246 nt
Organism: Microplitis demolitor
Lineage: Eukaryota; Metazoa; Arthropoda; Insecta; Hymenoptera; Braconidae
Product: mesoderm induction early response protein 1
Exons: 6
Coding region: 376-2169 (597 amino acids)
Biological process (GO): negative regulation of transcription by RNA polymerase II
Cellular component (GO): nucleoplasm
Molecular function (GO): histone deacetylase binding; transcription corepressor activity
Source: RefSeq, a predicted model, not a curated record
GUUGCGCCAUUUAUCGAUGGUUAUGGUUUAGCAUCGAAAAAAAUUUCUUGUGUGUGUAGUUUAUGUGUAAUUGUAAUAAGAAGCGCGAUGAAUCGAUGCAACUAGCGUUCCCCGCGCGCAACGAUCAUGAACAUUGACGGAGUCUGAUAAUUUUGUAAAUUUACUGAUGUGCUGAUGAACUCUACCGAGACAAAAGUGGACUGCGUAUUGAGUGGUGAGACUUUCAGUUUUUAAUCUGGAGAUACUUUGACGCAGGAACGUCAGACGGAGACGGAGACGGGAGACAGUGUUGUGAAUAACAACGUUUGUGUUUUGAUAUGUUUGUGGGUGACAAACAGCUGCUGUUUAAUGACGCGGUGAUUUAUUUAACACAAGAUGCUUCAAGACUCCAGGUCCCCGAGAACAAACGCAACCAGUGGUGCUGGUGCUGCCAGUGUUGGCAAGACAAUUACCAGAAGAAUGACAGGGAAUGGAUGCUCCAAAAGAUCGGAUCGUACUUUCGAAUUGGGUCCGUCGUCGGACUUGAUAAUGAACGAUUUUGACGACGAGCGAACUUUAGAUGAAGAAGAAGCUAUGGAAGGAAGUGAAGAUUCGCACAAUGAACUUUCAAAUUUGCAAAAAGAAGGAGAUAUGCCGUUGAAUGAGUUGCUGGCAAAGUACGGGUACAAUCAUACAUCAACAGACAAUUCAAACAGUUCUGAUCAGCUGGUACUGAUUCGAGAUGCUGAUGAACCUGAGUCUGCUUUGAAUCCUGAUAAAACAGAUGAUAAUGAUGCAGAGGAGUUCGAAGAUGAAGCGGAGGAGGAUGAAGAUGAGGACGAUGGCGAUGAUGAUGAGGAUGAUGAAGACGAAGAUGAUGACGAGGAGGCCAGUGUAAGACGAAAAAUAGCCAACAAGUCGCAGCCGAGUCUUCGACAAUUUUACACCGAAAUGGUGAAGAAAAAAGAGGCCGAGCGCUUGGAUGAAAUUGGCGCCAAGUCUACUAAUGCGCGUCAUUCAGGAACUACUGGAGAUAGACAUCGGGAUGAUGGUUUCUGCGGUGUCUCCUAUGGGAAUGUCAAUAGAGACGCUGGUGAUGGACUAGUCAGUGGUCCUGGUGGCGACGCUCCACCUGACGGAGAAGGUGGCGGGGAUGCUGGUAAUAAUGCUCAUAGUGGGGGUGGGGAUGACAACGACAAUGGCGCUGGUAGGCCUGCCGAUGAGGAAGAUGACGACGACGAAGAUGACGAGGAAGAGGAUGACGAUGAAGACGGCGAAGGCACAGUCGCUCGUGAAGUUGGAGUCAGCAGUGUCGGUAGUGGUAAUGCUGGCGGUGGUUCAUCACGGCUUCUCCGAAGUGUUUCACGUCCUCAGAGUGAGGAGGAAGACGACGAUUGUGAUUAUAGUCCCGAUGAAGAGGAAUGGAAAAAAACAAUUAUGGUUGGUAGUGAUUACCAAGCUACGAUUCCAGAAGGUCUUUGUCGUUAUGACGACGCUCUACCUUACGAAAACGAAGACAAAAUUUUAUGGAAUCCUACUUAUAUACCAGAAGACGCGACCGAAGAGUUCCUUGAACGCGCGCAAUUGCCCACGAAUAAAGGAACCUCUAUGCCCGCUGGUCCCCACAUUCGAGAUGACGAACAGGCUCUGUAUCUGCUGCUACAGUGCGGAUAUAAUCUUGACGAAGCUCUUAGAAGACGGAGAAUGAACGUACUGCCGCCGACAGACGCGAUAAGUCUCUGGUCUGAAGAAGAGUGUCAUAACUUUGAAUCAGGACUGCGAGCUUACGGCAAAGAUUUUCAUCUUAUCCAAAAAAAUAAGGUAAGAACAAGAUCUGUUGGUGAGCUCGUUCAAUUUUACUACUUGUGGAAAAAAACUGAAAGACACGAUAUAUUUACUUACAAAGCGCGACUUGAAAAAAAAAAAUACGCACUUCAUCCGGGUAUCACCAGAGACUAUAUGGACAGAUUCUUGGAGGAGCAAGAGGGAGUUCGUGACAGAAGCAGUUCACCAAACGUCAACUGUUUGAUUCACGGUGAUGCUAAACGACAGCGGAGUAACGCGAACAUGACAAACAAUCACAACGAAGGUGGAAAAUCAACUGAGUCGUGGGACGGCGCCACGAGUGAGGAUCCACUGGGUGAUGCCAACAGUACAGACUCCGUUUCAGCCACGUUUCACGGGCAAUAAGUUGACGAUCUCUCAGCGCAAGUCUCGGGCUUUUUACACCUUCCAGUGUUUGACAGAGAACAAGAACAAGAUUUAUU